Colossoma macropomum (tambaqui) is the source of this 586-nucleotide messenger RNA. It is a transcript of the gene rps11, whose product is annotated as ribosomal protein S11. The record is from RefSeq and is a predicted model, not a curated record. Gene Ontology annotation, cellular component: ribosome; cytosolic small ribosomal subunit. Gene Ontology annotation, biological process: translation. NCBI's taxonomy places the organism in Eukaryota, Metazoa, Chordata, Actinopteri, Characiformes, Serrasalmidae. Gene Ontology annotation, molecular function: structural constituent of ribosome.
AUGCGUAGUCCUCUUUACGACUCGUCUGGCAAGAUGUCCGAUACCCAGAAUGAAAGGGCCUACCAGAAGCAGCCCACCAUCUUCCAGAACAAGAAGCGAGUUUUGGUAACCGAAGGAGGUACCAAGGAAAAGCUCCCACGUUACCACAGAAACGUUGGCUUGGGCUUCAAAACCCCCAGAGAGGCUAUUGAAGGCACUUACAUUGACAAAAAAUGCCCCUUUACUGGAAAUGUGUCCAUCAGAGGCCGUAUUCUGUCCGGUGUGGUGACCAAAAUGAAGAUGCAGAGGACCAUCGUCAUCAGAAGGGACUAUCUGCACUACAUCCGCAAGUACAACCGUUUCGAGAAGAGACACAAGAACAUGUCUGUCCACCUCUCUCCCUGCUUCAGGGAUGUGACUGUGGGUGACAUUGUCACUGUUGGAGAGUGCAGACCCCUCAGCAAGACAGUGAGGUUCAACGUCCUGAAAGUCACCAAGGCAGCAGGAGCCAAGAAGCAGUUCCAGAAGUUCUAGAGUUGUUUAUUUGAACAAUUCUGGGUUCCACUGUAUUAACAAUGAGACAGAAAUAAAAGUUCUGUGGAUUUUG